CCUGAGACAAGUACUUCGACGUUUCCUCAAACUAUGUAAGAAAAUGAAUGUACGGAUAGCUCUGUUGGACAUAAAGCCUGCGAUACAACCAAUGGAAAUACUCUAUCUGGAGCUGUAGUUAUGUAUUUUCGUCUUCGCCUUUUCGUCGCUAUGGUUACGGAUUUAUACAGCAUGGUGGCGUGAAUAGAGGACUGAAGCACAAAAAGACUGCAAUAAAAGAAAUAAGAAAUAAGUGUGCAAUGUUCAAAAGUAAGACCUCUGGAAAUAAAGGUCCUUACAGCUAUCAGAAGAGAAGAGAGUGGGAAACUCGAAACUGUGUGCGGUACAAGUGCGCCCUGACCAACACCAUUCUCGAUGUUCUUCGGCAGAGGCCAGGCUGGGUGGACGUGAAGGACCUGAUGAUGAACAUGUGUGUUGUCGAUGGCAGUGAUGGAGAGUGGGAUUUUUACUGGUGUGAUGUCGGGUGGCUCAGGGAGAACUUUGACCACAUCUACAUGGAAGAACAUGUACGGAUAUGUCACUUUCGUAACCACUAUGAGCUAACCCGGAAGAACCUGAUGGUGAAGAACCUGAAGAGGUACCGCAAGACGCUGGAGCGAGAGGCUGGCAGGCUGGAGGCGGCCAAGUGUGACUUCUUCCCUCGCACCUUCGAGCUGCCCAGCGAGUACCACCUCUUCGUCGAGGAGUUCAAGCGAAACCCGGGCAGCACAUGGAUCAUGAAGCCAGUUGCCAGGUCACAGGGAAAAGGGAUCUUUCUGUUCCGCAAACUCAAGGAUAUUAUGGACUGGAAGAAGGAUGGUAACCGGUCAGAGGAACAGAAGGAUGAAGCACAGGUGGAGAACUAUGUGGCCCAGCGGUACAUCGAAAAUCCCUACCUCAUCAGUGGUAGGAAGUUUGACUUGAGAGUUUAUGUGCUGGUAACAUCAUACGUCCCUCUAAAGGCCUGGCUCUACCGAGAUGGCUUUGCUCGCUUCUCCAACACUCGCUUCUCUCUCAACAGUAUCGAUGAUCAGUAUGUCCAUCUCACAAACGUUGCAGUACAGAAAACAGCUCCGGAUUAUGACCCUGAAAAGGGCUGCAAGUGGCAGAUGCAGCAGCUGCGGCGCUACCUGACGGCCCGCCACGGCUCGGAGACAGUCGAGGCGCUGUUCAGGGACAUCGACACCAUCUUCGUGCGCAGUCUGCAGAGCGUGCAGAAGGUCAUCAUCAACGACAAGCACUGCUUCGAGCUGUAUGGCUACGACAUUUUGCUGGACCACAAUCUUAAGCCGUGGCUGAUAGAAGUGAACGCCUCUCCAUCCCUCACAGCCAGCAGUCAGGAGGACUAUGACAUGAAAUGUCAUCUCCUGAAAGACACGCUGCAUGUUGUAGACAUGGAGGGCAGGCUCAGUGGGAAGGAGAAGCGGGUCGGAGGCUUUGACCUCAUGUGGAAUGAUGGUCCUGUAUACAGAGAGGAUGUCAACCUGGAGGCCCUGGGCAGCUCCUGCUUCUCUGCCAACACUCACUUAGCAGGCUGUGUCAAUGACAGGAAACAGCAGCUCCGGAAGCUCCUGAAACCUCUUCCAGGACAGAAGUCAAUAUGAGAGAUCACAGGCCAGCUACACAGACCUGACCUGCACAGAUUCCAGGAACUUCCUCACACCUGACAGAACAUCUGGGCUGAAAAAAUCAAACCCAUCUAUAUCCCCGUGAGCUACAUGUAUUUUAGUAGGGGAAUGUAAAGUGUGAAGCAAGUAUACAGUAUUUCCUUCUUAAGACAUUAUUGAUCUCCAGUGAAAUACUAUUUGUUCCUGCCCUUUUAUUUGAUCUGUGGUUAGCUAUUUAUAAACAUUUUUAGUAUUUGUUACUUCAACCCACAGUGUAAAUGGUAUAAACAGUUGUUAAGUAA
Molecule: messenger RNA, 1888 nt
Organism: Lepisosteus oculatus (spotted gar)
Lineage: Eukaryota; Metazoa; Chordata; Actinopteri; Semionotiformes; Lepisosteidae
Gene: ttll9
Product: tubulin tyrosine ligase-like family, member 9
Biological process (GO): protein polyglutamylation; microtubule cytoskeleton organization
Cellular component (GO): cilium
Molecular function (GO): tubulin binding; tubulin-glutamic acid ligase activity
Source: RefSeq, a predicted model, not a curated record